CUAGCUAUUUGGUUGGGGAAUCUGAUUAUCAUGAUUUCUAUCACAUGUAGGCAGCUCAUCAACCAGCCCAUGUACUUCUUCCUUAGGUACCUUGCAAUUUCAGACCUUUUCUACACCUCCACUGUGACACCCAAGUUAAUGACUGACUUAACGAUGGAUUGGAAAGUCAUUUCUUAUAAUAACUGCAUGGCACAGCUUUUCACCACUCACUUAUUUGGGGGUAUUGAGGUCUUCAUCCUCACAGGAAUGGCUUAUGACCGCUAUGUUGCCAUCUGCAAACCACUCCACUAUGCCAUCAUCAUGAAUAAGCAAAUGUGUAACUUAAUUCUCAUAGCAUCAUGUGCAGGAGGGUUUCUGCAUUCCCUUGGCCUGUUUCUCCUUACAAUUUUAUUACCUUUCUGUGGCCCUAAUGAAAUAGAUCACUAUUUCUGCGAUGUAUAUACUUUACUGAAACUGGCCUGCACUGAUACACACAAGAUUGGCUUCUUGGUUAUUGCCAGUUCUGGCCUGAUGGGACUGGCGGUCUUCAUAGUUUUGAUGGCCUCCUACUUGCUGAUAUUAUAUAAUGUGAGAGCAUAUUCUGCAGAAAGACGCCGCAAAGCACUUUCCACUUGCAGUUCCCACAUCACAGUCGUGAUCCUGUUUUUUGCACCUGUCAUCUUUAUUUACAUUAGACCUGCCAUAACCUUACCUGAAGAUAAAGUGUUUACGCUAUUCUAUACAAUCAUUGUUCCCAUGCUCAACCCUCUUAUCUACACUCUGAGAAACACGGAGAUGAAAAAUGCCAUAAGGAGAGUGUGGCACAACCAAAGAUUGUUGGAAAGGAAUCCAGUGAUUGGAAGGUCAUUUAUCUUUUGA
Molecule: messenger RNA, 858 nt
Organism: Galeopterus variegatus (Sunda flying lemur)
Lineage: Eukaryota; Metazoa; Chordata; Mammalia; Dermoptera; Cynocephalidae
Product: olfactory receptor 4P4-like
Exons: 1
Biological process (GO): G protein-coupled receptor signaling pathway
Cellular component (GO): membrane
Molecular function (GO): olfactory receptor activity; G protein-coupled receptor activity
Source: RefSeq, a predicted model, not a curated record